This is a messenger RNA of Spirodela intermedia, 7226 nucleotides long. NCBI's taxonomy places the organism in Eukaryota, Viridiplantae, Streptophyta, Magnoliopsida, Alismatales, Araceae. The record is from the annotation of a GenBank genome assembly.
AUGGGGAGACCAAGGGUGGCUUCCAGGAAGAGGAAGGCGGAGUCUUCCGCUUCCAAGGAGGAGGAGAGCAGCAGCAGUAGGUCGCCGGAUGAGGUUCCUAAGGACUCCACUAAGGCCUCCACCAGGGGCAAGCGGGUGAAGGCUCCGGCACGUAAGGAGCCGGAGGAGCCGGAAUAUUUGCCCGACAGGAGAAAUCUGGUAUUGACCCAUUUCAUUUCUAAGGGAGACUUUAAUUCGCUUUUAGGUUUUGAUCAUCAUAGUAUCGGCGCGCAUUCAAGUCCGUUCUGGGUAAUUUUCCCUAUUAUCUGGUAAAUGUCUCUGGUGCUUAAGAAUUUAUGGCGAUUCAUAUCAAAAUGUCAUGGUGUUGGCAGCACUUCAGCUAUAUUUAUCGUUUGAAACGUAUCGCAUGCGAUAUUUAAUUAAAUUUUACGACUCCAGCAUAGUGGUUGAUAUCAUGAAAGUCCUUACGUAGUAAUGCUUUCUCUUGAAAAGUUUUCUACUUGCCACUCGAAUGGUUUUUCUCAAAUGAUUUGUUUGCUAGCUGCUGUUAUUACCUUCCUUCAACUGCGCUUUUCUAAUGUUGAUUUCCUCUCUGUAGGAGGAUCUGUGGCAAGCUGCCUUUCCAGUUGGCACUGAGGUUUCUAUGACUCCUUCUAUUCUUCAUUAUUUGUGAAGUUGGCAGUGUAUCCCGUAGCUUUAAGUUCAUAUGAUGCUAUCCUUCCUGGCCCUCGCUUUGGUGAAUUGUUGCGACAUGCGGUUUGAUUUAUAUUUUUCGUUUCAAAUGGCAGUGGCACAAUCUAGACGCGCUGAAAGAGGUUGAUUGGAAAUUCACUAAUUUGGAGGUGAUUUUUCCUUCUUUUUCUUAAUUUCUCUCCUUGGAGACUUUUCGUGACUUUUCUUAAUUUUUUUCGCUUUAUAAUGAACACCUUAACAUAUUGUCAAUUUUGCCUUCUAGGAUGCCUUUGAAGACGGGGGCCAACUUCAUGGGAAAAAGGUGUACCUGUUUGGCUGUACAGAACGUAAGAAGCGAUUAAAAAUAGAUUUUUCACCCGAAAAAUAUAUAUUUGUGUUUAUUUAGUCGGGGUUUUGUUCAUUGAAGUUUGUGUUACGGAAAUUCUUGUGACUAUCUCAGGGCUUUAUUAUAUUUUACGUUAUGAAGCAUCAUGUGUAAUUGCAUAAGUAGGAAUGGGCAAAACACUUCUGAUUCACUGACGUUUUUCUAGACUGUUCUUUGUAGCGCAAUUAUUGGUAAUAAAUAACGAGCAGAAGGUUGCUUGCAUCCCUGUUGUUGUGGCGGUAAGUGAAGGCUUUACUCUUCCAUCAUAAUUAAUAACGAAAGAGUUUAAGUACAUAAGUGCAUUCCCCCAGUGUCCUAUAUUUUGUUCGUAAGUGUCACAUACGUCUUAUUGAUGCAUGUAAAUCAUUGAAAAAGCCUGCUCAUGUUGAUGCACCUGCGCAUUUAUUCUAAUUUUUGAGGAGUGUAGUGUAGUGAUGGGAUCAGAUAAUUUUGAGAUUCCCAAAAAACUUGGGGUUUAGUGGAUGAAAAUAGUUAUCUACAUGGUGCAUAAAUUAUAUUGCCAAAUGCUUUUCUGCCUGCUCGCUUGCUGAUUGGUCUGAUUUUUUUAAUUGUAAUUGUCACUCUCCGUCAUCCAGUAUGUCAAUAUUUUCUUGUCAUAUGUAUUGAAUAAUCAAUUCUUUUUCUUGUUUGGUUUGGCUUCCGUUUCCAACAUCAUUCAUAUUUGUAUUUUUUUACCUAUGACGAAUAUGCAUUUAUAAUUUUCGCAUGAAUUUGCACGAAUUUGCAAAUUAUGGGAAAAGAGGGGAGGGAUGGCUUUCGUAUGGUACUGGGGGAUAUUCUUAAUUGUUGCCCGAUAAGCAUCAUAAUCGUAGCCGUCUCUUAACAAAAUAUAUCCAUUUAGGAGGAUCAGAAUAACUACCAUAGAAAUUAAUUGAUAUUAAUUUUGAAUAAAUACGCCAGUUUGUGUCCUUCAUCACCGUCCUAUUUUUACUGAUUUUUUGAUCAGGUAGUAUCUCCGUUUCCCCCUUCUGAUAAAGUUGGUAUCAAGUCAAUUCAGAGGGUAGAAGAAGAAAUAAUACCAAUGAAGGCAAUGAAGUUGGCUUGGGUGCCAUAUAUUCCCUUGGAAAAUAGGUGAUCCCUCUUAUUUUAAACUACUCUUUUAAAAAUUUAUUUUGUAUUUAGUCAUAGUGAUUUCGAUUAAUCUUGCUAAGGUUAUUCUUCUAAAGCUUUAUUCGUCUAUAGGGAGAGUCAAGUAGAAAGACUGAAGACGCAGAUUUUUACCAUGGGCUGUACUCAGAGAAGGUACUGAGAUAUUUAUUUCAUUUCUGUGUCUGUGAGCUAUGCUUAUAAAUGGAUUACUUUUUUCCUUAUCGAUCUUCUGUAGUCUGUAUGGUUGCAUCAUCCAUAUGUGGGAUGGUUGAUGUUGACUGUGUGCUGAUUUUGUUGCUUCUGAUUUUAUUUUUAUUUUUUAUGUAUUGAAUAAUUUGUGAAAUAAACCUGGAUAAUUCAUGGUAUGACUAAUGAGAUUGAAAGUUAUACUGUGGAUCAAGGUUAUCAAUUAUUGCCAAUCAUAUCGAAUGAAAUCCUUUCUCAAUUUGCUUUUGUUUGUCCUUAGCAAUUGGAUUUUGAAAUGAGGGCCAGAUGCCAACGUACCAAUCCUCGGCCUUUCUUUUGAAAAAGUUAAUGUAUGAAGAUAUUUACCUACGGAGACAGACUCCAUAUGGAGAAAAAUCAUUUCUCUGUACUCUAUAAGUAGCUAUAUGCAGUAAAAUGCUUUUUAGCAUCUGUUUUUUUUCCUAGAGUCAUCUCAUAUGUCAAAGUUUGUAUCCCUACUAUAGGAAAGUAACAUCAAAAUUAGGUACACUAUUUGGGAAACUUAUUGACUUGCUAUCUUAUCAGGGCUUCUGUGAGGUGAAGAAUUUAAGUCUCCAGAACUGAAAUGUUUUGGGAGAGAAAACUUGGUUUACUUUGUGGUCUGACAUGAAAUCUGAAGCAUUACAACGUGAAAAUUCGUUGAAGUAGAAAAUCUAUACAAUACAUUGAUAUGGUUAAUGUGGGCCGAUUCGGGGUAUUGCAGGCAAGGAAUCUGUUUUUCCGAAACAGAAUGUACAUUAAUUGGAGUUAUAUUCUUGUUCUUAUUUUUGUGAUUCUCAAUGCCUGCAUCACGUUGCUUGCUGGUUCAUGGGUAGUAUGUUCUGGAUAGGAUGUGUUGCACAUAAUAGUAACCUAUGAUGGUGCAGUGGACAACAGUACAGCGGUGUUGCUUGUCCAUGGCAUGCGUGGAAUGAAUAUCUAUGAAGAGCAUGUAGUAAGAAAGGGAUGGCUAUCAUAUACUUGACUGCACAUCCCUGUUCUUGCAAUAGUGUACAUUUUCAAACGUAGAAUUCGGUUAAUGUUAAAAUAAAUCUUCCAAAUGGAGUACGUCUUGUUGAAGGAGUUUUUUAACUUCAUAUGUCACAAGUGUUUAGUACUUGAUGUUUCUAUUAAUAGAGUAUUUUCUCUUAGUUGCUGUUACGGGCCAAAUGUGCCUAUGGAUGAAAAAAGGACUGCAUAUUACCUUUUUCAUCACUAUGCUCUGAAACUUGAGUGUGCUUUUCAGUGACAGAACAGAGUGGAAAUGAUCGACGAGUACUUGUGAUAAUUCCAAAUAGAAAGACGAAUGGUAUUUUAAUACAGCAGACAACAUCGUGAGGAGUGAAUUUUUUUCUCCCUAAUUGAUGAAAAAGGACCCGAAUUUUGUCUUCUUGUCAAAGUUAUGCAUAUACAUCAAUUAGCUUUUACGUACUAAAUGUAGAUUAUUCUGACGAAGCAGAAACUCUUUUUGUAUAAUUUUUUGAACUCAUAUGAAUACUGUUAUGCCGAAUGAAGGUAAGCACCUACUAGUGCAUUAUUAUGUUUGGAAGGUAAUUGUCUAAUACUAGGUCGCAAAUGAGUGCAUUUAUGUUUAUGUCGCUGGAAAUGAUGUCAUAUUCAUGCGCUUGCAGAUGGCACCCUCUAUAAUCAGAUGGGCGACUGGUUUUCAGUUUCAGUUCUCCUUGAAUAAAAUGGGCGGCUCUCAUUUGAUAAGAUUCUCCAUUAUAUGUAUAUAUAAAAGUUUUGCUAUGUUUGAACUAAAGACCGUAAUGGCUUAAUCAAAAUAAGUUAUUAAAGACCGAAUGAUAAUAAUUAUUGAAUGGUCGGGAAAUCUUAAUAAUCCAUUUGGCGUUUGUGAUGGGACGCUAUCUCUGUAUCAUUGUAGCCGUUUAUCAUUCUCUCUACAUGUCACAAGUUUUACAACUAUUCCUUCACUUCUUUUACCACUCUAUCACCAUCUCUGUUGUUGUCCCAACUAUACUUCAAAAGACUUGUUGACGUAUAUGUUGCCAGCUUAUUACUAUUUGCUCUGAAGUAUCGCAACAUCUGAAUCAGUUUUAGUUUUUGAUGAAACGUCUUUUUAUGUUUUUCCUGUCCUUUUUUUCUUUUAACCGAGUCCGCCCAAUUUUCAAGCUUGUUGGUCAUCGCUGUUUGCAGUUUAGGUUUCAUUUUCAUUGUCUUAUGCUGCUUGUUUAUGAAAUUUUACUUAAGUAUCUUGUCACCUCAGUUGCAUCAUCUUUCUUCAGGUCUGCUCUGAAACACCUUAAGGAGGAACGCAUUAAGCAAUAUGAAUAUUGCCUGCCACGUGAGUUUACUUUUCAUGCUAGUAUCCGUGAACUUGGCAUAUCUUUUGCGAUUUUAGUAUUUUUUUAUCUUGAUACUUAUGUUGGCAGUUUGUUUCAUUUCCUCAUUGUAUCCCCGAAGACAAACUGAGAAAAUAUUUUCAGAUUUUCUCUGAAAUUUCGGCCUAAUUAGCACAUCAUAAAAUGUGAAUAUCCUCUCUCUCCAGUUUGUUUAAUUGCUAUUCAGUAAAUUGUGCUUCGUUUGGGUAGUAAGACUAAUUAUUUUUAAUGGACCUUUCAGUUUGUUUUAUUUUAGAGGUGGGAUAAUUUUACGAAGGAAGUUGAUUAGCAUAGUACCUAUUAAGAAAAACCAAUAACAUUAUUACACCGUAAAAGAAGAAAGGUAUAUACGCUUGCAUAAUUCUCAAAAUUAGAUUUUUCUAGAACAACUGCUGAAAUAUCGAUUGGCAAGGGAGAAUUAUUGUCUGCACAUUUUCAAAUAAUGGAGAUUCAACAGGAAGCCACGUUCUGAAAUUUCAGUCUAAAAAGGUUAUAUCCCGGAGAAGGGCAAACUUUUGCGAGAAACAUGAUCUUUUUGUAGUGCUUUAUCUUGGACUUGGUUCCCUCUAAAUGUCUGCUGGUUGUUGUGGCUUUGUUGUGUUAGACCCACUGCCAAUAUGCAUUGCAUUCAGGAAGUAAACCUCUGUUCUUCAUGGCCACAUGUGCGGUCUUAAUGUUCUUGUGACCUAGUGAGCGGAUGGCGAAUGGGAGAUUAAUGAAUUAUAAGCGUUCGCAUCAACUUCCCACUCUAGGUGGGAUGAAAUCGUGAUAUAAAUGAGGAACUGAAGUAAGGAUUGUUCUUCUGAAUCUUCAAGUACAGUCAGAACAUCCUUCAAGGAAUGAAAGGGCCUAAUGAUUCCUGUUCAAGAAAGCAUGAACUGAAUCAUGCCCAAUACCUGACAAAAGUUGGUGUCUUAAACCAGAAUUGAAGUGGAAAGUUGGUAAAAAAUAAAUAAAUAUGCGACCUUGAGAAUUAGAUCUAACAUUGGUAAUGAAGAAAAAAUAAUGGCCGGUAGGGGGAGAUAUAAUAGAUAUUUAACGCUUUAGCUAGAAUCUUUCUCGUCAGUUUUGUAAAAUCGGAUAACGAUGAGUUUGAGGGCGGUGGUGGAGGUGAUGUCAUCCUGGAAGCUUUAUGGGAGCUGGAAAAUGAUUAUAUAUCACUAGAAAAAGUCAUUUUGCAUUUCAGUAAAGCGAUUAUUUUGGUCGUGAAUUUGAACCAAAUAGAUGGCUUCUGUAAACAACCAGUGAGUUCCAAACCUUUUUUUCUCGGUUACAUAGAAUCUGAUAGUGUUUUUUUUUUUUAAUAGCUUCAUUGUUAUGUCCCCAGCCUCAUUGGUGAUUCAUUUGGUUGUGUAAAUAAUGAUGUAAUAAUUUCCUCCUAUGGGGCUAAUAUUGUUAAAAUCCAAUUUUUGCAGCCUUUACUCAUGUUUAUCUUGUCAUUUGACUUUUUAUUAUUCUUUCAUAACAGAUUUCUACAACCCUUUGAAGGCUGACGAAGAUGAAGAAGAUACAGUUGUUCAAAUCAUGUACCCUUUUGAACCCCCGGUAGGCUUGUUUCCUUGCAAAUUGUUUUAUUUUAAUAUAUCAUAUACGGUAAUCACGGUUUUUAAGAGCUAGAAGAUGUAGUAAUGCAGAGGGCAUUCAGCUCCAUAUAUUUAUAGAGAGUUCAUAUCAUUUUUUUUACAUCACCUUUUUUAAAAAAAAAUAAAAAAGAAUGAAUAAUAAUUAUGUCUUAUUUUCUUGAUUACGUUCAUGCAGAUUGUUCGUGAUUUUGACUAUGAGCUGGAUGAGCUCGAGGUACAGAUUCUCAUUGUGGUUGAAUCAUGCUUCGAAAUAAAUUCCAAGAGAUCUUCAUUAUUGCUCCACGAAUUAUCUGCAUGACCCAAAUGCGUACGUCCCUCUCUCUAUCUCUAGGAGUUCGUCGACGGGCUCGUCACUGAAGAGGUGUUGCCUGAAGACCAGAAGGAUCUCUUCAAGGUACCUCCCCCCCCCCUCUCUCUCUCUCUCUCUCUCUCUCUCUCUCUCUCUCGGGGUACCUGUCAGUGAUUUGGACUAAAUCACGGAGGCUUUGCUUCUGUUUCAGCAAUUCGUGAAGGAACAGGUUAGAGAGAGAAAGAAAUCCCAACGGCAGGUAUCACAUCAUUGGAUUCUCUAUUAUUUGAAGAACAUGAUGAAGAACAGGCGUUUCUCUUCUUCUUGAUCGAAACCCUGGCUUUGACUCGGGAGAUUUUCUGUUCUUGGCUGCAUCUGUGAAGGCGAGGGAGGCUCGGCGAAAGGCUAUCGAAGAGAUGGACGAACAGAAGAAAGCUGCGUUCGAAGGCAUGAAGUUUUACAAGUUUUACCCUGUACAGACCCCAACUACUCCGGACAUCAGCCAAGUGAAGGUGAAAGCCCUCCCUCCCUCCCUCUUCGGUUUCAUCUAGACGCUUCUUGACGACUAUUUUCUCUAUGGUUUUGUCGUGCAGUCGCCAUUCAUUAAUAGGUACUAUGGAAGGGCUCACGUGGUGCUGUGA